Messenger RNA from Pleuronectes platessa (European plaice), 2304 nucleotides. Its product is annotated as tyrosine-protein kinase STYK1. The coding region runs from base 261 to 1436 and encodes 391 amino acids. The record is from RefSeq and is a predicted model, not a curated record. Gene Ontology annotation, molecular function: ATP binding; transmembrane receptor protein tyrosine kinase activity. NCBI's taxonomy places the organism in Eukaryota, Metazoa, Chordata, Actinopteri, Pleuronectiformes, Pleuronectidae. The transcript is spliced from 10 exons. Gene Ontology annotation, cellular component: signaling receptor complex. Gene Ontology annotation, biological process: multicellular organism development; positive regulation of kinase activity; cell surface receptor protein tyrosine kinase signaling pathway.
CUUCAGUCAACAUCUCAGCGCACCACAGCGGUCAGCGGCCUCAGACACAGCUGAGCUCAUUUUUAUAAAAGCGGUUGAUAACAGCUUUGUUGUCGUUCCAGCUCUCUGCUGCUGGUAAUACUUUUAUGAUGCAUCACAGGGUUGGAAAUUCAAGAUGAAUCCAUCAGGAGGCCGUUAGGUGUCAGGGAUAAACCUUUGAAUUCCUUCUGUUGAUAUGAUCCAAUAUUUCUAUCACAUGUGAGAAAUGUCAGCUGCUCCUCAUGGAUGUGGACACGCCGUGUGGUAACGACACCUCGCUCCCUAUGUGCUCUGAGGAGUCGUCAGGUCCUCUGGCUGUGAUCAUCAUCCCGUCUCUGUUGGCUCUCAGCACGGUUUUAGUGGUGAUCCUGAUUUUCUGCAGUCUGCACAAGAACAAGCAGAGAGGACAGAGCCCUUCAAAUGGCCGGCACAGUGUCACUCUCAGUGAAGCUUCUGUCUACGCUCCAAGGGUCCGGCAGGGUUUGUGUCCCUGGGAGAUCCCUGAGGAGUGUGUCUUGGAGGGACUGGAGUUCUGGCAGACAGGACGCUAUGGCCCCAUUUGUAAAGCUCAGCUGAAGAGGAGGGACGGUCCCUCCUCGGCCGUGGUGGUGAAGUCUCUUCGGGACGGGCCCAACAACCCUGAGGCGAAGGAGUUUGUGAAGUGGCUCCUGUUCCACGCCACAGUGUGUAAACAUGACAAUAUGGUGCGGAUGCUGUUCUGUCAGACCAGGCGUCUGCCCAUGUAUCUGCUCUUAGACGCCUGCAGCCCAGGGAACCUGCUUCUCUUCCUCUGGACCCUCAGAAAUAAGAACUCAGAAAUGGCAGAUCCAUUGCAGAACUUCUCCGAGAGGUCUGUGAUUUUGGUGGCAAAGCAGGUUGCAGCUGGCUUGGAUUACCUGAUGUCAGAGCACAGGCUGGUGCAUGGUGAUGUGGCAGCCAGGAACAUCUUAAUUGGCCCAGGCCUCUCCGCCCGGGUGUCUGGACUGGGUGUAGCGUUUGAAGGUCGCAAAAUGGAUUCAGCAUUUCGGCCGAGGGCAGCAGAGGUGCCUCUCAAAUGGCAGGCUCCUGAGAGGAUUACAACGCAGCUCAGCAUCGACAGGAGUGACGUGUGGUCAUUUGGGAUCCUACUGUAUGAGCUGGUGACUUUAGGCUCUCCUCCCUACCCCGAGCUGGAGCCUCAGUCUGUGCUUCCAAAGCUGCAGGCGUCCUAUCGAAUGAAGAGGCCUGGGAAUUGUGGAGGACCUUUGUAUGAUCUGAUGAAGUACUGCUGGAUGUGGAGCUUCAAAGACCGACCUGCGUUCUCCGCCAUCAUCAAGCUGCUGGAGUCCUCCCUGCUCUUUGCAGACGUUGAACCUCUUCAUGUUCCUGAGGUCAUAGAUGUAUUUGACUAUAACAGAAAGGCAGGACUAUCCACAUAGGUUGUUUUUUUUACCCAGGAUGCAACAUAGACUUGAAAUAAAAAAUGGACGACGGCAUCUCGACCAUCUCCCAGUGUACAGAAAUGCUAACAUGUCCCAGAUAUGCACCAUCUUGUGCUUUUGGCAUAAUUUGGAGUCUGUGUAGCAUUGGUCCAACGAUACACAUGCUCAACCAAUCAUGAGCCAGUAUCAUUGUAAAUCAGGAUGUUUCACCCUGUUUUAUAGCAUCAAAUAACCAUAUUUUAGUUUUUUUAUUACUCACCGUGAAUGUAGCCAGCCACCAGGGGGCAACAAAGAUGAUGGCUUCACUUCUGGGGAGCUGUCAUGUCAUCCAUCUAUAACCCUUGCCCUUGAGUAUUAUGUCUUCCAUUGAAUUUAAACCCUCCAGCGCAUGAAGAAUAAUGAAUUGAAAUAAAAACACUGAAAACAGGAUAUUUCAAUUUCCCCUUUAUUGUCAAAAAAAGUACAGACUUGAAAGCACAGAUCAUUCAUCGAGAUCUUUCUUUCUUUUCAUCACCAUCAUUUAAUCAAAGUACAGGCUUAGUAUCUCUUAUGCUCUCGGCAUGCAUCACGUCACCGUGACUUUACAGUUUGAAAACCAAAACACCCACACAGGAAAGCUGAAUGCACUAGUGAACGAACUAGAGUAGAUUUUAAUUUCAGUCUGUGUAUGCACCGUCAUCAUGAACUAAGCCAGGGUCGGUUAGAACCCACAUCUGAAUCAGAGGUCGUGUCCUUUUGUGUUGAUGUUUUUUUUUUAAAUCUAGGUCUUGAUUCAGGACAUUUUGCUCCGUCUGUUCAUUUUUUCCUCUCAGAAGAGUCUGGAGUUUAUACAAGUUACAUAUCAAUAAAAUCACAAGAAAUCAAA